Molecule: messenger RNA, 1459 nt
Organism: Eurytemora carolleeae
Lineage: Eukaryota; Metazoa; Arthropoda; Copepoda; Calanoida; Temoridae
Product: glycine-rich cell wall structural protein 1.0-like
Exons: 10
Coding region: 61-1074 (337 amino acids)
Cellular component (GO): ribonucleoprotein complex
Molecular function (GO): RNA binding
Source: RefSeq, a predicted model, not a curated record
UAUGUUUGCUUUUAUAACGAAGAAGAUGUCGAGAAAGCUUUAGAGAAAAAUAACAAGAAUAUGGGACACAGGUAUAUUGAGGUCUUUAAAUCUACUCAACAAGAAGCCAACAUGGAGGCUCGAGGGCGGAAGGGGGAAGACUCAGACUUUUCCUUUGGCCGGGGGGGAGGUGCUCCCAGGAGGGGGGCAGCUAGGGGCUUCGGAGGUCCUAGACCAGGACCUUAUGACCGUCCCAUGCCAUUUGCCCGCGGCGGGAUGGGGGGCGGUAUGGAUGGGUAUGGUGACGGGAUGGGAGGAGGGAUCCCACCCAUGGGAAUGGGGUUCGGACGGGGCGGAAUGUCCGGUAUGAGAGGAUUGGGCGGAGGUCGUGGUUUCGGAGGUGGAGCCAGUAGAAGCUUCGGCGGUUCAUUCAGCGGAGGAUUCGGGGGCGGUGCAGGGGGAGGCUAUGGAGGAGGUGGAGGAGGUUACGGAGCUGGCGGAUAUGGAGCAGGGUACGGCGAAAGCGGUUACGGAGCUGGAAUGGGCGGCGGUUAUGGUUACGAAUCGGCUGGAAAUGGAUACGGAAUGAGUGGCGGAGGUGGGCUAGGUGGCGGUAGCGGAAUGGGAGGAGGGGCUGGAGGCGGAUACGGUAGUAAUGGAUCUGCCUCUGGUUAUGGCGCAGGAGUUGGAGCCGCAUCUGGUGGUGGUUCACUCCCUUCACUUGGUGGAUAUGGAGCCGGGGUAGGAGCAGGACCUAUCGGAGGAGCAGGCGGACGGGGAGGGUUUGAUGCUUACAGCCAGGACUCAUUCGCUCCGAGUAUGGGGGGAGUGCCCGGUUACCAGGGGUUCAGUGAGAACUAUUUGGUGAAAAUGCGCGGAAUUCCGUUCUCCACCACACUGGACGAUAUUAGCACGUUCUUUUCCGACAAAGCGAAGGUGAUUGAUGCCGAGAUACAGUAUGGACCUGACGGCAGACCUAGUGGUACUGCUGAGGUUAUGUUCUCAUCUCUAGCUGAGGCCAAGGCUGCAAUGUCAAAACACAAAUCCAACAUGGGCUCUAGAUAUGUUGAACUUUUCCUGGAGGGUCCGGUCUAAAUAUUAUAAAAAUCAGAUAUCCGACCUGAUGUUGUACAGAUCAUUUAAGCAUGUACGCGGGUAUCCCUUGUGUACUGCACAGUGUACAUUCACCAAAAUCAGCUGUACAAUUGGCCUCAACUCACCUUCUACAACUUCUCAAGAAUUACAAAAUUUCAAAGUAUUAUUUGUUAAAUCUUUCGACUGAUUUUCUUUUUGUAGUUAUUUUCUCUGGACAGAUUAAUUCGAAUAAAAUGUCGAAUAAUCUGAACCCAAUAAUUUGUACACUGAUAUGAUAAGGAAAAUAAACCCAAACUGAUAUACCUGUAAUUGUACCAACGUUAUUUUCUCUCAUCAAUAUAUUAUGUACGUUGCUGUAUUGUCUUUAAGUUGCCGAUUUUUCAGA